Nothobranchius furzeri (turquoise killifish) is the source of this 1831-nucleotide messenger RNA. Its product is annotated as haloacid dehalogenase-like hydrolase domain-containing 5. NCBI's taxonomy places the organism in Eukaryota, Metazoa, Chordata, Actinopteri, Cyprinodontiformes, Nothobranchiidae. The record is from RefSeq and is a predicted model, not a curated record. Gene Ontology annotation, cellular component: mitochondrion. Gene Ontology annotation, biological process: glycerophospholipid biosynthetic process.
UCAUCUGCGAUGAAUAAACAUGAUGACAUCUCCCAGACUCCUCCUCCACGCUGACAUCACACCCUGUCAUUUAUUAGGCAGCAGCAGAGAGUCUGUCGGACAGAUGGACAUCAUGUGGUGUCGAGGGUUUCUGAAGCAGGUCGUCCGUCACUCGUCCAGCGCUGCACGGGUCAGGGCCGGCGUCCUCUUUGAUGUAGAUGGUGUCCUCCUCCGCGGUGGUUCUGUGAUUCCGGCCGCUCGACGGGCUAUAAGGAAACUUGUAGAUCAGAACAACAACUUCCUGUUUCCUGUUGUCUUUGUCACCAACGCAGGAAGCUGUUUGAAACACCACAAAGCCCAGCAGCUGUCUCGCCUGCUGGACGUCCAGGUAACACCUGAGCAGGUGGUUCUGUCCCACAGUCCUCUACACAUGAUGAAGAGUUUCCAUGAUAAAUGUGUGCUGGUGUCAGGACAGGGACCAGUGAGCCGCAUCGCCCACACACUGGGUUUCCAAACCGUGGUGACCAUGGAACAGCUCUCAGAACAGCACCCCCUGCUGGACAUGGUGGACCACAACCGGAGACCUACAACACCUCCAUCUCCUCUGCAGAGCCUGCCCCAGAUAGAAGCGAUCAUCCUGUUUGGGGAGCCAAUCAGAUGGGAGACCAACCUGCAGCUGCUGAUUGAUGUGCUCCUGACCAAUGGGAGACCCAACUGUGUGUAUGACACUCAGGUGUCAAACCAGCUACCUGUCCUCGCCUGCAACAUGGACCUGCUGUGGAUGGCCGAUGCCGCGUCACCACGGUUUGGUCAUGGGAUGUUCCUGCUCUGCCUGGAGUCGGUCUACAAGAAGUUGACAGGCCAGAAGCUGCAGUAUGAGGCGCUGCUGGGGAAACCCAGUCUGCUGACCUACCAGUAUGCCAAGAAGCUGCUGAGGCAGCAGAACCACAAUCACAAGCUGUCCACCAUCUACGCUGUCGGAGACAACCUGAUGACUGACAUCUAUGGUGCUAACCUAUUCAACCGCUACCUGGCUCAGCAGCAUGCUGCCAUGACAACUGGUGCCAAGUUGGUUGCCCAGGCAACAGGGAGCCAGAUGACAAUGGCAGAAGAAGAGCUGGUGUCUGCUUCUCAGUGUUCCUCCAUCCUGGUGUGCACUGGUGUCUAUAACCCUCAUGCCCCCAUGCCUAGUGACCAAGACAGAAGCAUGUCUGAGAUGAUAUUUGGUGGUCAUAGUGACCUGAAACUGGAGCUGGACCUAGUGGAGCCUAGUCAUGUGGUGGAGGAUGUGGAGGCUGCGGUUGAUUUGCUGCUACAACAGGAGAGUUCUGACACCUGACAUACAUUACCAACACCUGGUACCCGAUUUACACCUGUUACCUGAGUCACACCUGUUACCUAACUAACACAAAUUAUCUGAACAACCUGUUACCUUGCUGACACUUAUGACUGACACCUAAUUCAAACCUGACUGAACAUGUUUGACGCUUGAUCUCCUGUCUAUUGGUUUUGGAGGAAGUUCCUGUUAUAAAUUAGUGAGGUUUGACAUUGACUUUUUUUGUUUUGUUUAUCAUAACCUGCAAACAUCUUUGCACAGAGUCACCUGGACAGACUCCUUGUUCGUGUUGGUUUAACAAUAAGCUUGAAUCUGAUGAAUUUGGAAGUAAGCCUGACCUCCAACAUGUUCGAAGCUGCACAUCUUCUACCAGUUUGUGUGUUUGUAUGGGGGCUUUAAGUUUUGUUGGGAGAUUGCUAUUUAAUGAGCCAACAUUUUACACGUAAAACUUGUGGUGCUGUGUGAUUUCGGUUUAAGGCUGUGAAUGUGAUAAAAAAAUAAAAUCAUGUUAACAUA